Brenthis ino (lesser marbled fritillary) is the source of this 1272-nucleotide messenger RNA. NCBI's taxonomy places the organism in Eukaryota, Metazoa, Arthropoda, Insecta, Lepidoptera, Nymphalidae. The record is from the annotation of a GenBank genome assembly.
AUGGCUCGCUUCAAUUCACUAUCCUCGGGCAGGGCGGGAAUAUCUAGUCAUAGCAUAAGCUACAGCUUCUUUGCAUUGCUUUUAUUAGGUUUACCAUUCGCGCAGUGUCAGCUAGACAAAAUGUAUAUUAAUAUUAAUGAAAUGAAUAUACUAGUGGACGAGACACGACUAUUCAAAUUGAUACAAAUCGGUGAAUACAACACAUCGCUGCAAGUGGCGGCACAAAUCCAACAUCCUGAUAUAGUGCAGUUCAUACAAUCAGUAAUAGAUAUCCCGGGGUCCGAAGAACCCAACGCUACAGCAGAAUUAACAUACGACAUAUACGCGUAUGGGAAGAGUCCGGGACAUUCUGAAGUCACUUUUAAUGUCACACCGAGCGGUUUUGUCAAUCUCGAUUCAGUAUUUCUCCGCAUAACAGUAAUGCACUCGCACGCAAUUAAUGUUAUAUCCUACAUCAUGGGGUGGAUCUACUUCGUCGCGUGGUCGGUAUCCUUCUACCCGCAAAUUUAUAUAAAUUUCAAGAGAAAGAGCGUCGUUGGACUGAACUUUGAUUUCCUCGCUCUCAAUAUCAUGGGAUUCUCUAUGUAUUCAUUGUUCAACUGCGGGUUGUACUUUUCUAAAGCUAUACAGAGUGAGUACUUCAGCCGCCACCCCCGCAGUUUGAACCCCGUACAACUAAACGACGUGUUCUUCUCAUUGCACGCCGCCUUCGCGACCAUCGUCACUAUCGCCCAGUGCUUUAUGUAUGAGCGAGAAGACCAGCGUGUAUCGACGGCGGGGCGCGGAAUACUGGCCGCCUUCGUGGGCGUGGUCAUAGUGACGGCCAGCCUGGGCGCGGCGGACAAGCUCGCCUGGCUCGACUUCCUAUACUACUGCAGUUAUAUUAAACUGUGUAUUACACUCAUUAAAUAUGUUCCACAGGCCUACAUGAACUACAAGCGUAAAUCCACAGUUGGUUGGAGUAUUGGCAACAUUCUUCUAGAUUUCAUCGGAGGUUUCCUUUCCAUUCUACAAAUGACACUCAACGCAUACAACUAUGACGAUUGGAUCUCUUUCUUUGGAGACGCAACUAAAUUCGGUCUAGGACUGUUCAGCUUGAUCUUCGAUAUAUUCUUCAUCUUACAACACUAUGUAUUCUACAGAGAGGAACGGUUUGUUACUGACGAUAGUAGUGAAGAGGGCUCGAGUAUGAUGGGUGGUGUUGGAAGUGAAUACAUGUUGGUUCGGACUUGGGAUACCGACGAAAAGAAAUACGAUUUGGAAGCCAAGGCG